Microdochium trichocladiopsis is the source of this 1254-nucleotide messenger RNA. RefSeq lists its product as uncharacterized. The coding region runs from base 1 to 1254 and encodes 417 amino acids. NCBI's taxonomy places the organism in Eukaryota, Fungi, Ascomycota, Sordariomycetes, Xylariales, Microdochiaceae. The record is from RefSeq and is a predicted model, not a curated record. The transcript has 11 exons.
AUGCCACGGAUCCGCCUCGACGAAGCAGGGCCUAUCGAGGUCAUGAUUGAGGCCACGAAACACGUGCUUUCGCUAGCUGCUACCCACGAGCACGGCUCGACGGCGCCGACACCAUGGCUCUCAAUGACAACGGAACCCCUGCAACGUCGGGACACAUACAGGGAAGCGGAACCGCAAUCGGCGCGUGUCUUUGGCAUCCUCUUCACCAUCAUCACAGCGGGCAUCUGCACUUCCCUAUUCACACAGCGUGUAUCGGCAGUAAGGUCGUGGCGGAGGUUGUCAUAUAUCCGGUGGCUGGUGAUACUACAAUACGCGGGCGCCUUCAUCUACAUCCUGAUCGCCGGCGUACUGCAGUACGGUUAUGACGCAAAUCGUGUCAAUGCGGCCUGUAGCGGAGCAGCAAUCAUUUGCAUCGUGGUAUACGGAUUGAUCAAGCUGUUCUAUCUGUUCCUUGCAGAUCGACUCCAUGUCGUCCGCUCGUCAACAAAAAGUCGGUCGCACUCGAAGCUGUUCCUCCUCCACACGACAGGCAUCACAGUGGGGAUCAUAGUCAUGAUCAUAGUCUUCUCAUUCCUGAGGAUCAACGACUAUCAGUACGGCCAGUGUGUCAUCGGUGUUUCCCGCUACAUCAUGCUUGCGGGCUUGUGCGUGGACGUGCUUAUGAAUAUCUACCUGACUUCGUUCUUUCUCUACUACCUCAGCAAGACUUUCAGUAUCCGGCCGUCACGGGGCAUACGCAGCCCGAUGGACCUUAUCUCAUCAGGUAACACGGAGCCGAAAGUCGGCGCCAAGAUACGCGGCCUGGCUGUGCGUACCGUAAUCGGCCUGGCGAUCUCGCUUGCUGCCACAAUAGCCAAUCUCACCGCUUCAAUAAUCAGGGACGGCGAGGUGUACUGGCUGUGCUUCCUGACCUGUAAGGCCGACAUCCUUGUAGGUGUCAUAGUCCUGUACUGGGUAACAGGCAGCCGCAACCGCGAGCAUCCGAACCCCUCGAGCUCAUACGAGCGCUCCCACACUCGAGUGCCACCGUCCCCCGCCCCUCUCGACGCGAUACCGCUGACCAGUCCGUCCUAUGAGGCACAUCUGCGGCUGAGCCGGCGCGCCACGGCCGCCGGCGGAGAGGUGGACUACGAUUUCGACGUGAUAUCCCCAUCGCCCGGGGCGGGCAUACUACCGAGAACCGGGAGCCAAUCCUUGGCACAUCCACCGCCAAUGCCACUGGGCAGGGUCAGGACGAGGGAGAGAGACUUUUGA